Molecule: messenger RNA, 3882 nt
Organism: Maylandia zebra (zebra mbuna)
Lineage: Eukaryota; Metazoa; Chordata; Actinopteri; Cichliformes; Cichlidae
Product: nucleolar protein 4-like
Source: RefSeq, a predicted model, not a curated record
GCCCCGCCCACUCCGCUUGCCUCGGUGAGUCUUGAGGAUCCCGCUGUGCGCUCUCACUCCUCCCGGUGCAGUAGUGCAUGUGACAGUGCUGCAGGCGGAGGAAGAACCGGAGACAGAAGCCCGAGAGCCGGCGGAGGAGGACGUUCCCGGGGCGCAGGAGAGAAGGAUGACAGUUCAGUGAGCAGCGAGGAGGCCGAGAUGAGCGAGCCCACGUGGCUAGCAGCCGAUCUGGGAGCAGCGUCAGACCUGAGCCCAUCGAGCCACGGAGAGAGGAUGCGCCACAGUCCGCAGAACGCCCACAGCAAAGAGGACGACGAUGAUUCGUCCUCAGAGAGCGGCAGUGGAAACGGCCUGCCCGCCCUGACCCCUCCCUCCUCUGCUGUGACAGAUGGCGCCGUAGUCAGGGAAACUGAGGUUGUGAAUGGAAACGGUGGCCCCGCCCCUCUCGACUUCAGCAGGCCCACUUCCUCUUCCUCAUCCUCUGAGGACCAGCAGCCGAUCAACCUGAGUGACCCGCCUCCUCAGCGCCUGCCUCUGCCCACCUCACACCUGCCCAUCACUGUCUCAGCGGCGGCCGCGGCGCUGCUCGGCGCGCUCCAUCCCAGCGCGCCCGAGGAGCUCCGCAGGAAGUACCCGCUGGCUGCCAAACCUCCUCUAGCUCCACAUCCCGCCCUGCCGCUGCCCCUGCCGCACACACACGCUCCUCACAAUGCACACGCCCCCAACACGCAGUCACACACACACGCGACCGAGCUGCGACUGGACCGCGACGGCAGGGAAUAUGGCGGCAAGUCCCCACAGUACAGUUCAGGCGGCAGCUACGACAGCAUGAAAAUGGACUUGAGCGCCGAAGACUUGACCGUGGGGCGUCAUGGCAGCCAGGGCGCUCCCGAUGAUUAUGACGACGACCACGACGACCAUGACGACAACGACAAGAUGAACGACACGGAGGGCGUCGACCCCGAGAGAUUAAAAGCCUUUAAUAUGUUUGUGCGUCUGUUUGUGGACGAGAACUUGGAUCGGAUGGUGCCUAUCUCCAAGCAGCCUAAGGAGAAGAUCCAGGCCAUCAUCGAGUCCUGCAGCAGACAGUUCCCAGAGUUCCAGGAACGCGCCCGCAAGCGCAUCCGCACCUACCUCAAAUCCUGCCGUCGCAUGAAGAAGAACGGCAUGGAGACCCGCCCCACUCCACCUCACCUCACCUCGGCCAUGGCUGAGAACAUCCUGGCUGCUGCCUGCGAGAGCGAAUCACGCAACGCUGCCAAGAGGAUGCGCCUCGAAGCCUACCACGAUGAGCAGAUCACUCUGGAUAAGCCGUCCGGGGUCGGAGGCGUUCUGAGGGAGCCGGCGUCCCUCGCUCACUCCGCCUACUCAUUGGCCGCCUCAGCCUUCUCCUCCCAGGAGUCCCAGCUCUAUAUCAACGGCGCUGGCCUCAGCUACGGUUACCGUGGAUACCCAGGCCUGAGCGCCACCAUGCAACACCCUGUUUCCUUGACAACCGGUGCUGCUGCUGCCGCUGCUGCUGUUGCUGGUCAGACCAACGGCCCCACUGACCUCAGCAUGAAGUCUCACUCCUCCACCAACGUCAGCAACUCCUCCUCUUCUGUUGCCGCCAACAGCCUCGGUGGGCGGGGCAGUGGUGGUGGAGGAGGGGGCGGGGCGUCGACCCAGCUCAGCCAGCCAGAGAUCACGGCCGUGCGUCAGCUGAUCGCUGGAUACCGAGAGUCAGCCGCCUUCCUGCUGCGCUCAGCAGACGAGCUGGAAAACCUCAUCCUGCAGCAGAACUGAUCUCACACACACACACACACACACACACACUACCCCGUCACGUUUCCUGCGCCCUCGCCGGCCUCGCCUGGUUUUGAAACUGUGGCGACCGUUUGGAGGAAAACGGGAACCUGAGGCCGCAGCGAGGGCGGAGAAUCCACCGAAUCCUGCCUGAGAACAAAACCCGGAACGCCGCAGGAAGCUCGGCUCCUCUGCGGAGGCGCCUCACAAUCACAGAGGAGGAGGAGCAAAGACUCUCUGGGGAGCUGUGGGGUCGAUCUUCUUCUGGUUAUAAAAACGACGUCGCGUUGAGGCUGUCUGUUUUCGGACGCUGUCCGUUUCUUUGUUGGGACGUUUUCUCUUUCGUGAUUUUUCCGUUGGACUUUUUUAAAGUGAAAGAAGAAAAAGAACAGACUGUUCGUGUUCGCCUGUAUAUAAGCUCUCUGUGUCCUUCAGCACUUUCUCCUCACCUCUGACCUCACCCCGUCCUUGCCCUUGGCCCCGGGAGCCGCGCGCUCACUUAUGCAUCCGAGACGCCAUUUUGACCGCCAGGAAAUACCUCAGAUCAGACCUGCCAAUCAAACGCUCAGCUCCUGCAGGUGAAGCCGGGUUUCUCCGCCUCCUGAUGUCGUCAGCGUUUCUUUCUUUUCUGAGGAGAGUCGUGCACGUGUGCGCAGGUUUACCUCCAGCUUCUAUGAAACCUCAGCAUCUGUCCCUCCUCCUCCUCCUCUUCUUCUUCUCUCUGUUUGGACCUACUCUCCGGCUCUUCUUCGUGGACCUAAACCUCCUCCUCUUCCUCAGGCUUGAGGAUGAGGAGGACUGCUCCGUCUUACUGUGUGUGUCUGUUAAACUCUGAGAUGGCCAUUAUUAUUAUUGUUGUUAUUACUAUGAUUAUAAUGAUGAACUUUCAUGUUGCUGCUGCUAUUUUAAAAACCGGACCUUCUGCCAUAGACCUGAAACCUCAACACAGCCGGGCGGUAGCUCGCCGCAGUGCCCCGUGAAAACACGACCAACCGGCUCAGAGAGCGACGGUCCGAUCCGGCGCUCCUCUCUGUCCCGCUGGCUGCUUGGUUGGCUGCUUUCUUUGUUUUGCUUCAUAGGGCUCGAUUCCUGUCGUGUUUUGUGACUUUCUAACUGUGAAUCUUCUUCUUUUCGGACCCUCCCCUCAGUUUGGAGGGCACGGGGAGGGCUGUACAAACUUCUAGUCCCGUGUAGAUUAAUACUAUCUGUUUGUUUACUAGUGUGUAACUUGUGAUUAGUCUGAGAGGAAAGUGAGGCAGCAGAUAAGUGGAGCGGGAGCUCCUCCCUCAGGUUCUCAGCCAUGUUGGAAUCACUCCUGAUGUUCUGGUCCCUGCUUACGCUCUGCUGCUUGAAGAGUUUGACGUUUGUGGAAAUAGGAUUUGCUUUCAAGUUAGAUGAAAAUCUGACCUCAUUGUUGUACCUGUCUGUAAAUUUUAGCUGCACCUUCCAACCCUGGAGCUCUAGAAGCUGCAGUUCCUCUGAUGUCCUCUGGAGGCUCCAGUGGUGGGUCGGCCUCAUAGACUCCCAUGUUAAAACUUUAGAGCAGAGGUUAACAUGCUUAUGGCUCAGCAGUAGCUUCUGGACCAUAUAGGAUACAAGACAGUAGCCCUAAGCUAGCUUAGCUUUAAACACUAGAAGCUGGGGGAAGUGGCUAGCUUACUCAUUAGCAUGUUAUGCCCUGUAAAAAGAAGCCAUACUAAAAAAAAAGAGAGAAAACAUAACAUGUUAGCUGGUGCUCUGUACAGGUAUAAGCAGAUUUUCUGACCUUUAAACAGAGCCAGGCUAGCUGUUUACCCCUGCCUGCAGUCUUUGAGCUAAGCUAAGCUAGCUGUCAGAACAUCAAACGUCCCAUCAGGAUCUCUGCAAGGAAGCAAGUUAUUUCCCCAAACUCAAACUCUUCCUUUAAUUCUCGUUCUCAUCACCACUGAGUACUUUUGUCUUUUGAUAGCGUUGUUUAAAGAUAAUUAUUUUUCAUUAUGUGAAAUUUAGCUUCAAAGUGCAUUUUGAACCUCAGCUCGUUAAGGCCCUCGGGCUCAGUAAGGCCUCGGGCUCGUUGGGGCCUCGGGCUCGUUGGGGCCUCGGGCUCAGUAAGGCCUC